ACUGCAUUGCAUGAAGCGCCUCGACGAUAAUCUCGUUAUCUGCAAAAUACUGUCGAUAACAAAAUUGUCGGAAAUCUACGGCCGUCCGAGCUAAGAUGUUAUCGACUGUAUUCCACGAAUAGCGGAGAAGAGAACCUUUCGAGUUCACAUGCCUCAUCAAUGCAUGUGCUAAAGGUGUCAAAGAAUAGUACCUGCUGAUCAGUGUGUCUUUUGAAACGUUGGGGACCGACGUUAUUUUAUUCAAAAUACUUUAAGCAUCUCGCAACAAGUAAACAAACCUAUUGUAAGAGUCCCCAUUGCUGAAUUCGAAAUUGCUUGUUUUACGCACAAGUAUUGCAAAAGUGAAAUAUUAUUUGUGAAACAACGUCAACCGUUGAAAUUGUAAUAACAAGAUACAAUGAAUUCUUACACGAAGAAGAACGAAGAGGUGUUGUCAGAAGUUCUUGAUCUGUUCCUUUUGCCGGAUUACAAUGUUGUGUCGACCACCUACUUAGAUCAUUUGCUGGGCCAUAUUGCAGAGAACACAAAAAAUUGUGCUACAGUUGAUUAUGAAUACUGUGAGGUUUUUCAGAAGUGGAUACCAAAGGCUUUGGCAAUAUGGGAAUCGGGGCAGAUGGUUUCACAACCUGUGAUCACAUUCACAUUGAAGCUUGUAGGGAUUAUCUCCCGAUAUGAGCUACGAUAUCACUACUGGCAAUGUCAGAACGUAUAUAACAGACUUUGCAUAACUUUAAAUUUAAACAAAGAGGACUUGCCUGCCUCCAUUAAAAUGGCAUAUACUACAAUGCUGUCAGAUUUGAUUGUUCACCGAAGUGGUAGACAAUGGGUGGUACAGUCUGGUGCAUGGAGGAAUAUUGUAAAUUGUGCUCAUUGGAAUCAUACAAUGUACGUGACAAGGGAGAGCCAGAAAUUCCUGUGGACGUUACUCUUGUAUGAAAAUAAGAACGUCGAGGCCUGUAAAGAGAUUAUCCUUGCUAUCGCUGCACCACUCAUAAAGAAUUCUUUAGACACACAGAUGCAUGAGGGAUUGGAAGAGAUAUACUUUGAACAAAACAAGCUGCUGUGUUCUACAUUGGAUUUGUUGACAAACAUUUUAGAGAACACGCUGUUUGCAAGUCUGGAUAACAGCAUUCCCGAAUUGCUCGAGGAACUUAUCGAUCUUGACAAGAGAGUGAAAGCACUGUUUGAAGCAUGCAUCAGCACCAGGUUCCUCCAUCAUGUGCACAAGUUGCUACUACUAUCGUUGUUCCUGAAGCUAAGACGAGGUAUCAAAGAAGACACCGAAGUGAUCGAUCUCGACAACUGGCAACAGUUCCGCAAUGGUUUAUGCUACAGCUCUAUGAUGUUACUGUCGAAGAAGCACAUUGUAGAACUGAUCAAGACUUACAAGUUGUCUAUGAUAUAUUGGAAGAAACUGCGCGCGUUGCGGCAAUUCUCCCCACCGGAGCUGUAUAAAUUUGAACACCAAGCUAUAGCUUUAAUGAUAUUACCAUUGUGCGUAUGUAUAAAGAAGAGUCAUAUACAUCACGACUUCUUGGAUAUGUUUCUUAACAAACUCUUUGAGGUAACGUGCACCACUGUGCAGAGAAUGGCUUACCAUAUAAGAGACAUCAUACGGAGAGAGAAUCUUCCCAUAGAGCAGAUUUGUAAAGUGUCUAUUGAUAUGUUGCUGGAAAUAUUGGAUAUAAUGGAUAGAGACAUAGUGGUAAUCACUUUCCAAGCCCUGUGUUAUGUCUUGAAAAGUUACAUGCCAGACGUGCACGAGGAGACGAAGAAUCGUGUGUCGUCGGAAGCGAACAGCACACCUACUUCGGAACAUCCGCGGAAGCUCGUAUAUAAAUCGAUUCUGCAAGAUGAUCCUAUCGUCGACAACCCUAUACUGCUGGCAUCAUUGCUGGACGGUUUGGCCGUCAUGACGGAGAAAUUUAAGCUGAAGUGGCAAGAAUGCGUAGAAACGAUAUGUAUAUUAUCUCUCGCGCAAGAGAUCCUGAAACAUCCCGGGAUACUGAUGAUGAUUUGCGUGAAGGCAUUGAAGCUCUGCGAACUUGCCAUCCAUAACUUUAUGCCACCCAACUUGGCGUUGCUGGUGGACUCGGAUAGCCACAUGAACGAAAUAGGGCCUACGCUCUUCAAGAGGCUACAUGAUCCCAAUUGGGAAGUGAGAGACAGCGUUCUCGAAGUUCUGAACACUAUCGCGACGAUUUCCGAAGACAAGUAUCCAGCAUACCAAGGCUUUCUGGUGGUUAACCGAUUUCCAGAAGUGGCAGUCGAGAUGGCCAAAACGGAUGCUGAGAGUUACGUGCGAGCGUCAGCGUUGACGUUCAUCGCGACCACCGUGCGUAUCGGUAAACUAUGGGAACAACAGCUAUCGCGGGUGAAUUUAACCGAAAUUGCGAUUUAUCUACUUAAGAACGAGAGCGAAGCGAUAGUCAGAAGAGAGUCUGUGAAUCUAAUGAAAGAGUUGUACGUUCAUCGGAAAUGGUCAAAGGAAGUUAUCGAUUCGAUGUUGCAAGCCAUGUCUGUGGCGGCCGUAUUUGACUUGCACUGGGAAGUAAAGACGAACGCGUUGACUUUCUGGGAUCACUUCGUCAAGUCCCACUUAACGGAUCAGGGAAUGCUCGAUGACUCCUUCCCGAACGUGACGUUCUCGAAGGAGCACAGGAAGAUCGUAUCGUUGAAUGAGGCGGAAAUCAAGCGGAGGCUGAAUAAAGCUCUGGACGAGCUGGCUAGGCAAGGUUGCCUAGGCGUACUUCUGGUCACUCUGAAGGACGAUAGCGAUUUCGAAGUGUGCAAAGCGUCCGCAACGAUAAUCGGCAAGUUGAAGUCCUGCUUGCUCAAGUACAAGCUGGACGAACCGUCGCCAGCGGAACCGUUUCCGGAGAACAGUGCGACAUACGAUACCACCUACGUCAAGGUGACACAAUCGAUGUCUUCACCUAUCAGCGGAAAAACGCAAAACUCCUCCUCGCACAUCAUCGACGAGAUCGUUAACGCAAACGACGCUAAUUUGUUGGCAAUGAUUUACAAGAGCUCUUUGAACAUGGACGGCGAGACGACAACGACGAAAAAGGAGGAAAAGGACGAGGAAGAGAAAAAGAAGAUACUUCGUUACAUCCCGUUCGUGAAGCGUCAGGACUUUCUUCGCGCGAUUUUCAACUCCGACAUCGAGAAUUAUAUCGAGGAAAGGAAUCGCUGGCUGAAAACAUAUACCAACAGUUUCGAAUCGAUCCUCGAUGACAUUCUGACGAUGUACAAGAAGAAAGAUGUCAAUUCAAUGGACUGCUACUAAAAAUUGGCUACCGAUGUCCUCCUACGUGUGCCUUAAACUUUAUAUCCUGUUUAGCGCAUUAUUUGCAUUCCUUUUUUAUCGAAAGAUCGUUGAACGUUGAUAAUUUAGUCACAAAUAUAGUACUUAUAUUUAGUAUGAGCAUCGAAAUUGACUUUGGAAUAGUUAAUUUCGUACGAGCUUUGAAUCAAAUCUUUGUAAAUGUAGCAUUAAAUAUGUACAUGUAUAUAAUAAGAAAUACUGUAUUCGA
Molecule: messenger RNA, 3536 nt
Organism: Odontomachus brunneus
Lineage: Eukaryota; Metazoa; Arthropoda; Insecta; Hymenoptera; Formicidae
Exons: 11
Coding region: 398-3289 (963 amino acids)
Biological process (GO): positive regulation of protein phosphorylation; DNA damage response; cell population proliferation
Cellular component (GO): nucleus
Molecular function (GO): protein binding
Source: RefSeq, a predicted model, not a curated record